AUGGAAGCGGAGAGCACGCGGGAGGAGUCUCCUAUCCCGAGAAGACGAAAUGACACGAUCAUCUACUCCCGGGGCAGGCUAACCCGCCGAGCGGCAAGAGGUCGCGAAGACGGGGAGAGGAGAUCCGAGAGAACACGACAACCUGUGAUAAUGGGUGUCACCCCAUUCCACCGAUCUAUCCUCGAGGUCCGGUUGCCGAAACACUUCGACAAACCAACGGACAUGAGGUACGACGGAACUCAAGACCCUCUAGAACACCUCACGGCCUUUGAGGCCAGGAUGAAUCUGGAGGGAGUGGGGGAUGAGGUAAGAUGCCGUGCCUUCCCAGUAACCUUAGCGGGGCCAGCGAUCAGGUGGUUUAACGGCCUCCCGCAAGGAUCCAUCUACAGUUUCUCGGACAUUAGUCGUGCAUUCCUGGCCCAAUUUACAACACGGAUAGCGAAGGCAAAGCACCCCAUCAACCUUCUAGGGGUAACCCAGAGACAAGGAGAACCGACCAGGAGGUACCUAGAUCGGUUCAACGAUGAAUGCUUGGAAAUCGAUGGCCUAACCGACUCGGUGGCCAGUCUUUGCCUGACAAACGGCCUCCUCAACGAGAACUUCCAAAAACAUCUUACCACGAAAUCGGUUUGGACAAUGUAUGAGAUCCAGACGGUAGCCAAAGAAUACAUAAACGACGAGGAAGUCAGCCGAGUCGUGGCCGCCAACAAACGGCAGCCCAGCUACAAUCAAACCCGACAACAGGGCAAUGGGGAAAGGCCAAAGGGACAAACCAGGGAAGAGGCGCUAAGUAAGGCGCCAAGGACAUUCCCCCGAGUCGAGAAAUUCACCAACUACACUCCGCUCGCUCUCCCCGUCGCGGAAGUUUACCAACAAAUAGCCGAGAAAGGAAUCCUGCCGAAGCCCCGACCACUCAAGGACCGCACUGGAGGGAACAAAAACCUUUAUUGUGACUACCACAAGGGUUAUGGCCACCUAACGCAGGAUUGUUUUGACCUGAAAGACGCACUGGAACAAGCGAUAAGGGAAGGAAAACUAGCGGCUUUCUUCCACCUAAUCAGGGAGCCAAGGAGGCGCUACCGCGGAUCACGGCCUCGGCGUGAUAAACGUGGUGACGGCCAAAAAAGCCGCGCCGAGGUCACGAUCGGCGCACAAAAAAGAUGCUAA
This is a messenger RNA of Arachis duranensis, 1167 nucleotides long. RefSeq lists its product as uncharacterized. The transcript has a single exon. Lineage: Eukaryota; Viridiplantae; Streptophyta; Magnoliopsida; Fabales; Fabaceae. The coding region runs from base 1 to 1167 and encodes 388 amino acids. The record is from RefSeq and is a predicted model, not a curated record.